Molecule: messenger RNA, 1943 nt
Organism: Jaculus jaculus (lesser Egyptian jerboa)
Lineage: Eukaryota; Metazoa; Chordata; Mammalia; Rodentia; Dipodidae
Product: mineralocorticoid receptor-like
Biological process (GO): G protein-coupled receptor signaling pathway
Source: RefSeq, a predicted model, not a curated record
CGGCGGCGAGAGGAGGACCCCCGGCCGCCCAGGCAGAGAUGGAGACCAAAGGCUACCAUAGUCUCCCUGAAGGUCCAGAUAUGGAAAGACGGUGGGGUCAAGUUUCUCAGACUGGAGAACCUUCUUCUCUGGGGCCUACAGAGAGGACUGAUGAGAAUAAGUACAUGGAGAUUGUCGACGUAAACUGUGUUUCCGGUGCUAUUCCGAACAACAGUACUCAAGGAAACAGUAAAGAAAAACACGAACUAUUCCCCUGUCUGCAGCAAGACAGCAGUCGGUCUGGAAUUGUAACAUCUGAUGUUAAAACGGAGCUGGAAUCUAAAGAACUCUCGACCACUGUGGCCGAAUCCAUGGGUUUAUACAUGGAUUCUAUCAGAGAUGCUGAGUACACUUAUGAUCAACAGAACCAACAAGGAAGCAUCAGCCCAGCCAAGAUUUACCAAAACAUGGAGCAGCUGGUGAAAUUCUAUAAAGAGAAUGGCCAUCGGCCUUCAUCUCUGAGUGGUGUGAGCAGGCCUUUGAGGCCCUUCAUGCCUGACUCCGGAUGCUCCGUGAAUGGUGGGGUCAUGCGUGCCGUUGUGAAGAGCCCCAUCGUAUGUCAUGAGAAGAGUCCCUCGGUCUGCAGCCCUCUUAACAUGGCAUCUUCGGUGUGCAGCCCUGCUGGCAUCAACUCCGUCUCCUCUACCACAGCCAGCUUUGGCAAUUUCCCAGUGCACAGCCCCAUCACUCAAGGGACCCCUCUGACAUGCUCCCCUAACAUCGAAACCCGAGGCUCCCGGUCGCACAGCCCCGCACAUGCUAGCAAUAUGGGCUCCCCUCUUUCGAGCCCCUUAAGCAGCAUGAAGUCCCCAAUUUCCAGCCCGCCAAGUCAUUGCAGCGUCAAAUCUCCAGUCUCCAGUCCCAACAACGUCAUGCUGAGCUCCUCUGUGUCCAGCCCGGCAAAUGUCAACAACUCAAGGUGCUCUGUGUCCAGCCCUUCCAACACUAACAACAGAUCCACGCUUUCCAGCCCCACAGCCAGCACUGUGGGGUCCAUCUGCAGCCCCAUGGGCAAUGCUUUCAACUAUGCUCCUUCUGGCUCCUCUGCUGGAGCCAGUGCCAGCCGCGAUGUGGUAUCCAGUCCAGACACCCACGAGAACGGUGCUCCCGCAGUCCCUUUCCCCAAGACUGAGGAAGUCGAGAAUGCCAUCUCAAACGGUGUGACUGGCCACCUCAACAUUGUCCAGUACAUAAAACCAGAACCAGAUGGAGUUUUCAGCAGCUCGUGUCUAGGGGGAAAUAGCAAAAUGAAUCCCAGUUCUCCAUUCUCAGUACCAAUAAAGCAAGAGUCAACCAAGCACUCGUGUUCAGGUGCCUCUUUUAAAGGGAACCCACCAGUAAACCCGUUUCCAUUCAUGGAUGGCUCGUAUUUUUCCUUUAUGGAUGACAAAGACUAUUAUUCCCUGUCAGGAAUCUUAGGACCACCUGUACCGGACUUUGAUGGUAACUGUGAAGGCGCUGGAUUCCCACUGGGGAUUAAGCAAGAACCAGAUGAUGGGAGCUAUUAUCCCGAGGCCAGUAUCCCUUCAUCAGCCAUUGUUGGUGUGAAUUCGAGUGGUCAGUCCUUUCACUACAGGAUUGGUGCUCAAGGUACAAUAUCUUUAUCACGAUCACCAAGAGACCAGUCUUUCCAACACCUGAGUUCCUUUCCUCCUGUCAAUACGCUAAUGGAGUCUUGGAAAUCACACAGUGACCUGUCCUCUAGAAGAAGCGAUGGGUAUCCGGUCCUAGAAUACAUUCCAGAAAACGUAUCAAGGAUGGAUUUGCUGCUAGUACCUGAGGGGCAGAAGCGAAGAAUAGAAGUCUUUGAAGUGCCGCUGUCAAGCAUCUUUAAAGAGCAUCAUAUCACGUAUCACCAGCCUGAGGAAAGAUUGCAAUUCAACAUCAAGGUCAAUUUGUACUGA